Molecule: messenger RNA, 1027 nt
Organism: Thlaspi arvense
Lineage: Eukaryota; Viridiplantae; Streptophyta; Magnoliopsida; Brassicales; Brassicaceae
Source: the annotation of a GenBank genome assembly
UCUCUCUCUCUCUCUCUCUCUCUCUCUCUCUCUCUCUCUCUCUCUCUCUCUCUCUCUCUCUCUCUCUCUCUCUCUCUCUCUCUCUCUCUAACUUUCCCCUUUGAGUCUCUUUGUCUCCAACUAGGGUUUCCUCUCUAAAUACAACAAAAAAUCCCUAUAAUUGAAAAUCUUCUUGAGGAUUUUUCAUCUCCCCUUCUUGUAGUUAAGAUACAAAAUAGAGAGACAAAGAAGAUCAGACCAUUCUGAGUAGAUAUCAAGGGGCACUUUCUCUUGUUCCUCCAUUAAAAGGGGAUAUACAACCGGAAAUGUCAUCAUCGUAUUCGAACUACACAAACUCACCGUGCGCGGCAUGCAAAUUCCUCCGGCGAAGAUGCACAUCAGACUGCGUGUUCGCGCCAUAUUUUCCACCGGAGGAACCUACAAAGUUUGCGAACGUCCACCGGAUAUUCGGGGCAAGCAACGUCAGCAAGAUCCUCCACGAGGUGGCCCCGCAUCAACGGGAAGACGCGGUGAACUCGCUGGCUUACGAGGCCGAGGCACGGCUAAAAGAUCCAGUGUAUGGCUGCGUUGGGGCCAUCUCGGUGCUCCAAAGACAGGUCUUGAAGCUACAAAGGGAACUAGAGGAGACAAAUGCAGAUCUCAUGAGGUACGCUAGUUGUCUUGGCGGUGAAACGACGUCGGCUUAUGGAGGACGGAGAGGUUGACUGGUCAACGGGAGCUGAUUAGUCGUCAUCCCUCUUUGAGAGAAUUAGCGGCGGAGAAGUAUGAAGAGAGAGAGUGAGUGUGAAUGGUUGAUGUGGUGGAAGUGAUGAGGAUAUCUUCGUAUGUUUGUUUUAUGUAUAUACGUAUGCGUAUAUGUAAUUUUAAUUGUAUUUUUUUCUGUCACAUGGGAGCUCAAAGGAUAUUUUGAAUAUGUUGAAUAAGGAAAUAAGUGAUUGAUGUAGUGUAUGUGGUUGUGUUAGGUGAUUAAUUAUAACUUUCAAGUGAGGACACUAUAAGAGUCCCGGAGGGUAGUAUAAAACAUGGA